UUUUACCAACUGACUAUAAAAAACAGUAGGGUCAAUACCUAUUUUGUAGAUAGUGUCUGGUUACCUAAACCAAGAUGUAUUUUUUAGUCUUUAAUUGUGCCAACCAGCCUGAUAACUGCCCUGAUAACUUACAUACUAAGUACUCUCCGACCCGCGGGAGUUGAAAUUUAAGUAUCGUGACAAUACAAUUUUAUAUAUUUUUAUCUUAUAAAACUGAAUUCUGUUUGUUUAAAUGAUUUUUUUUUAUAUCAUUCAUUAUGCCUAAAACUAGAAGUUAAAAGCCUAAUGAUGAUGAAUAGGUGAAAAGUUUAGCUUCAAUUAAUAGAUCAAAUGACUAGUCAGCCAUGGAUUUAAAAGCUUAAAUAUUCAAAAAAUAAAUAUCAACUGUAUGUAAUUAUAUAUCUGUAAAUAAACAGUCUCGUUCUAGCUUUAAAUUCAAUUUAUUAAAAAACAUAAUAUUCAAUCAUGGUUGGCUUGAUAUUUUAAAUGAAGGAUUAUAGAAUUACAUACAUCCUCAAAAUAGAAAAAUCAUUUCAUCAUUUUGAAUUUAAAUCUAAUUAACAGCUGAAUGACUUAACAUUUAUAAACAAAAACACCUUGUUGAAAUAUAUUCGCUAUCACACCUGUAAAAAAGACUUUUACACCAAAUUUGUGUUAAGUCUCAUUUUGUAUUCAUUGAAUGUGGGAAGGAGUGAUUUAAUCUUCUUAUCGGCUACCUGACACCUUGAAUUUUUGCAGUGGGUUAAUUUUCGUCAAAAACUAUGUCAUGAUAACUCAUACAAAUAAUGGCCAAAUUUUAUUUUUUUAACUUAGGCUACGUCAAGUGUAAAGAUUUUAUUAUUUACGCAAGAGCCAUGAAAUUUUUCAUGUUCAUUUUCAAAUGUUUUUGUUGCAAUAAAUUAUUGUUUAAUACUUUUUAUGCAAAAGUUAGCCCACAUAAAUGUCAACAAUUUCACAGUAUUGUAACCUUAAGAAUUGCAGUGGCAUGGUUUAUGUAUUGGUGAUGUUUUGCUUAGGGCUGUUUAUAUUGUCAUAAGCAAAUAAUAUCAAAUGUAUAUAACAUGUAAAUGUUUGGGAGUCUGUGAAAAUAUCAUUAACAUUACAUUAAUAUACUGUGUGGACUUAUAUUAUAUAGCGGGAAUUACCAUUUACAACAUGGAUUGCUUCAGAUUUCCAAUUCAACGAGUACGAUCAUUCGAUAAAAAGUACAAGCAGCCGAGAGUUAGACCGAAAACCAUACACGGUAUGGAUGAUUUUAAGAUUGAAGAUAUCGAACAUGACAUGAAGGAGAAAAACAAGAGUGCUGAAUGCCUUCUGACCCCAAGUACACCGGAGAUAGUUUCCAUCGACACCUCAGGAACAAACUUUGAAAGGAUGCAAUCGUUCCGAAAUUCUGGACGUCGACCACAGCAGAGUAAGGAAGAAAAAGAAAAGAGGAAAAAACGUAGACGAACAGUUUCAGGUGUGCAAAAUAUCAUGAGCGAAAUUGAAAAGUUUGAUCGUAGAAAGAAACACACUGAAGGUCAAGAUCGCACAACUCCAAGGUCAUACAGUUUUGAUGAUCUCGACACUGAAGAUGAUAUCGAGAGAGAUGAAGCUAUGUUGAAGUAUCUUGAUGAAGUCGAAGGAAAGUUUGAAGAAAGAAUUGGCGAGGAGAAAGCUCAAAAACUCAGUAAAUUUUUCCCAUGUCGAAGAUCGAAAUCAUUACCAAGGUGCAUUAAGUUAAGUUCAGUGACGAGAUCAUUGUCUGCAGAUCGAAAAUCGGUGAAAGACUUUAAUUCCACAUAUGGGAGUAGCUCACUCAGUAUUCACAGUAUUGCCUCGAAUGCUUCAAGUCGACUAUCAAGAAGCACAAAAAGAUCAAGCAUGAUCGGAAAUAAGAUCAAAUCUCUAGUUACGGGUCAGAAAGAUAAACCAAAACCUAGACCAAAAUCGUUUGACAUCGAUACAUUACUAGACGCAAAAGCAAAACCUCGCAACUCUAUUGAAGAAAAGGAACGAAGUAAGAGUACCUAUAGCUUGGAAAGAAAUCACAUCCAUCGUGUACCAGAUAAUUUGUUAAGCAAAGAAUAUACAGCAAAAUCAACCUCAAAAUCAAGCUCAACCAUUGGACCAGGGUCUUACUACAGUUUUGAGAGUAACACGCUACCUCGGGUACAUUCAAAGAAGUAUGACUUCCCUUGGGAAAGUUUGCCAAAAGAUUGGACGACUUCGGUUAAACUUCGGGAAAUAUCGCAGCGACGGGCGCGUGAAGACAGACAAUCCUCUUCAGGAAACUGGAGCCAGAGUGGAACAAGCAGUAAUCGCCACUCCCUAGACUCUGACCUACGUAGCGAGGAGCCGAAGUUCACGUCUCAGUAUUCACUCGGGAAAGAUUCGGGGCGAGACUCGUUGACUUUGGAAGAAGAAACUGAUUGCGUUACUGACAGCACGAGUACAGCAGGAUACGCAGCAGACGCUCAGAGCACGAUAACCGGGGACUCAGUAUCUGUCGGCAACCCGAAAUCAGACUUCACUCAGUUGGAUACUGAAGCUUGGAUACAAAGUCUCGCGAUUCGAGCAGCAAAAAAGGAAGCCCAGGACGCGGAAAAGUUUUCAUCGCUUUCUCGACUUACGAGGCAAAAUAUUCUUGCUUUGGAUCUUAUGCUAGCUGAAAACAGCCCAAAAAAGAAAAUCGACGACGAAUGCUCCGUUUAUUCGGUUGAUCAAGAAGGUUUUUACACCUCUUUUCAUAACGAUAGCGGACUAAAACGAAGUACAAAUACAUUAAUUGACGAGGAUCAGUGUGAUAUUUCUCCAUCCAAAGAUUCAACUAGCGUUUGCAGUGGUGAAAGUGUCAUAUAUAGGUCAACUAAGGAUAAGUUUGCCGGCUUAAGAAAAGGGAAUUCAUCAAACUUUCCAAAAGUGCUAAGCAAGGUUACCCCACCCUUACCUCCGGAAAGAAUAUCAAGUAAUAGUGAUAGCUCAAACACUAAAUUAUCUCCUCCUGAACUUCAUUCCUUCCCAUCUCAGGAUUCAUCUAUUGAAUCUGAUGCUGAGGCAGUUUUCACACGAGUGCAUGACAAAACAAAUCUAUCAAGAACCGGAUUUCCGUCUCUUGUGGCUUUAUCGACUAGUGACGACGAAAGUUCACCAGAAACAAAGUUAGAAAAGCAGAAAAACAGUGCAGAGUUAUCUGACUUGCAUCACAUAGGAAGUGAUUUAGGCUUAUCCAGUAUCACGUGUGCUUCCCAAUUUUCGAACAUUUCUUUACAGAACGGAAGCUUUCUUGAUAAUCUUACAUCCUCAAGUCCAUCCUUGAAACAUUCUAAAUCAGUUUUAGAGUGUACAGACCAAGGAUACGACUCAAUACUUAAAGACGGAAACAAUACCUCAAAACCUCAAGCCAGCUACCAAUCGUGGCCAAGAACGCAUAGAAAUUAUUCAGGGAUUUUGAAAUCUACGGAAAGACCACUAGAGAGUACAAGACCUCCAAAGACAAUAAACUUUGCGCCAGUGGUGAAUUUAUUUAAAGAGGGUUAUCAAGACGCUGUUCAAGUCCCGUUACCUUCGCCAACAAACUCCUCAGCAAGUGAAAGUAACGUCUCUUUGUCGCAGCCUCCAAGACUCAGCUCAUUUAAAUCUGCAACUGGGGUCGAUCAGAGUUACAAUCUUGCUGUUCCAGUUAAUGAAAAAGCAAAAUCUAGGUCUACCAAAAAGCAGCCUGAUUUGCCGCUAAAAUAUCAGCCUGUCAUAACAGUAACCCCAAGAGCGCGUUCUCGAUCUGGUGAACGAAAAAGCUCAAACCAGUCCGGAAAUCAAAGAAAAGACCAAUCUUCCCGCCCUGUGAUUUAUGCAACAGCUACAAAACCUACAGCCCAGUCUACUCCGCAUGUUCAACAAAAUCAGAGAUCAAGUGGAAACAAAACAUCGCCAAAUUUGUAUGCUGUGAGUCCUGUUAUGGCACCAAAAGAGCCGAGUAGGCAAAAUUCCACUACCUCCACUAAUUCCAAUGGCUCAAACUAUAUGGACAUGCAAUCAUUGAAAUCUGCUGACAGUUUCAAUUCUUUAGCAUCUGCAGACUGUAUGAACUUUAAUGGAAAUGGUAACUAUAUGACGAUGUCAAGUCCAAGUGUUUCGCCAAAUUUAUCAAACAUGGAUUUCUCGAUCUCCAGUACCCCAUCAGGUUCUAUGGAUUCCCUGCUUGAUAUGCGUAAAACCCCAACAAACGAACUUGAAAAUGAUACAUACCAAAUAAAUACGAACUUACACACUAAUAGGAGUAAUGGUUAUAAUUGCAAUGGAAGUGAAGGGAAUAGAGUCGAAACAGUGCCUAUCGUGACCCAGAUGAAUCCUAACAGUGCUCAUGUGAAUGGUUAUAGUGAACAAUCUAGCCAAUCAUUUACGAGGUUUAGGACACCUGACACAUCAUAUACAUCAUCGAUGGCCACCCCAGGUAGAAGGUCAUUGGAUUCAACAGAUAGUGACCUAACGCGAGUUACACAAAUGACAUUUGACUCGUCUAGCAAUACCACUAUGACUCCGUUAUCGCACGACCAUACACCAGGGUCUCGCAAUGGGACUCCAGUCAAUGAAUUGAGACCAGCAGAAAGUUCUACCCGCCAGGCUGGUCGGCGCAGUAGAGCUGAUACAAGAAAAGAACCAUCAUACAGGAAUGUGAAUGCCACCCAUCGACGGUCGUUACCUAGUGACAUGUCAACAAGUGUUCAAGUUCGCCAUGUGCCAUUAAAUGAUAUGCCAAAGAGCGCAAAUCAAAAUCAAAGCAAUUAUUCACCUAAUAAUACAUUGUCUUCCUCAAGGUCAUAUCCGCUAGGCUUUAACUCCGUUCUUGUGUCAAACUCGGGAGGUGUUCAUGGAAACCAAAAAAGUGCAAAUAAUCCAAAGACUGGUUAUUCUAAUGGCCAAAGAACGCCCCCACCAAGUGCUAAUAAUGAUCAGUUUUCGUCACGUUCAGAUUCUUAUCGUGUUGCUAUGGGCAAUCCUAAUACUAGGACGAACUCAUAUCGAAAUGCAAUGCAUACGACUAAAAGCAUGCCAUUGUUACCAGCAACGAAACAAAGUGGUCCCUACAGAGUUGCUAUGGAUAUGAGUCCUAAUAAAGCUUUUAAUGACAUUGAUGAUGAUGUGUUAAAUAGAGCGGACUCGUACAGAAUUGCAGUACGAAAUACAAAUGGUAUUGUUCCUGAUAUGGGUGUGAAUACACCAAAUCGAUACGCAGUAAAUGGUGAUAUUCCUUCAGUUAUAAGUUCUAAGCUAGAUGCUCUUAGUAUGGAUGACAAAACGUUAAUGACUGGACGUGAUGUACGAAGAAUGGGAAUAACAGAUGUUGAUCAAGUUAAAGGUAUAAAAGCCAAACCAGUCAUGAAAGAAUCAAAAUCUGUUCCUAUUAUGCAUCAAGUCAGAAUGAGAGACCCCAAAUCACAGAGCUCAAGUCAAGUUCAGAUGAGAAAAUCUGAUUCUAAAGGACAAUCGGUAACUCAGAAUGGUCGGAUACGAAAAGUAACAACACAUGAUGUUGAUCCAAUCGAAGUCGUUCAGACGGUUGAUAAUAGUGGUGAAUCAAGGAAAACGGGGAAAAAUAAUCCUAAUCGAUCGUCAACAUAUAUUCAAUUUGAUCCUAUUUUCGAGGACACAGAAGAUUUAUAUGGUGGAAUGGACUUGUCGUCAAUGGAUUACUCAAAAAAUUUAGCCAAUACCUCAAAAUCAAAAUUAGGUCUUAUCAAUGGAACAGUAAAAGACGCUAAUGCAAAUACCGUAAAAAAUCCUAAAAAUAUCCAAUCUGGAAAAAAUAUUGAAGUUGAGGAUAAUUGGAGAUUUUCACAAGUGUAAUAGCUACUGGGUAUGUUUAAUGAGGAUUAAACAUAGUAUGUAUUUAGUUUGUGUAUAUAUUUCUGUGUUAAGAACAUUUCUACAGUAUGUUUGUUAAGUAUAUAAGUGCUGUUUCAUUCUUAGAUCUCAAAAUUCCACGCUACAGGUACAUGUAAGAAGAAUUUUGACUUCAAAUCUUUUUAAAUACCUCUUUAAAAUUGCAAAAAUGAUUACAAAGAAAUUGAUGUGAAAUUGAUUUGCAUUAAUGUUUUAUUAAUAAUUCUGUUAAUGACUUGUUUUGUUCGCAUUGUUUCUGACAUUACUUUUUUUUUUAUCUUUUAAUUGCUUGAUUAAUUUUCCGUUCUGAAGCAAUACAUAUUAUAUCAUCAAAAUCUUCACAAAGACUCAGUUUCUGAGAAAAAGAUUUGUUUUUUUAAUUUUAAACAUGAGUGUCAACGUUAAUUUAAUGUUAUUGUCUUGUAAGUGUAUUUUAAUUACAUUUUUAAUCCCUUGAUGAAAGCGUGUUUGUAUAUGUACAAAUCUUUCUUUACAAGGAUUCUUUAAUGUUAUGUUUUGUCCUAACAUUAAUUUGUAUUUAAAAUGUUUUCUCUAUAGGGCAGCUCUUUGAUUUUGGAAAUGUAGAAAUAUUUGUGUCUGCGUCCAGAGUUUUAAUUAUACAUUACUUGAUCACGUCUUGUUAGAAAUGUAGAAUUUAGGUCUUAAAGUUUUCGUUCUUCAAAUAAGAUUUUUGUUUUAUUGUGCCAUUGGCCGUUAAUAAAUGUUAAAUUUUGAUUGCUUGUGACCCCUUAUGAUUUUGAUAUCAUUUCAAAGGGAAUUGCUGUCUGACUUACUGAUAUGUCAAAUAAAUGACCGAAAAUACAUGAUAGAUGAAGUGAUGACAGUUUGUAAUUUAAGUGAAAUAACUGAUUUUCAAUCUUUUAAUGUCAAAACAGCAUUAUUUGCAAUAUCAGUAUAAUAUUUACUUAUUUUUCAUCUAUACAUUAAACCCUUUCAUAUAAGCACCGAAAUAUCAUGGGGCGGCCAGGCAUCAUAUUUUCAAAUUAUUGUUCCUCAGAUACCUUAAAUAGGAACAACUAUUUUCUUACUGUAGUCCUUUUCUCAAUUAUAAUGCUGUUGGGAUAAACAGCAUUAACAGUGCAAAAAUAUAAUGUUAUUUAAUAGUAAUAAUUUCAUCGUGCAUCAUAUUCACAAUUUUAAAGCAAUAUUUUAUUUGUUUAAGUGUGCAUUUUAUCAAAGACUUUAUCUGUCUCUAAAUGUUUAAUAAGAAUAAUAUUAGAUUCUUAUACUUCAUGGCAGAUUUUAUUUUUCCAUGUUUAUAAUCAUACUUGUUUGUAUAAUCAUACUUUUAAUGACAUCUUCAUUCUAAACAUUCCAUUCAUGUAUAUAUUUUUUAAGUCAUGUUUUGUACAUAAACACAUUAUUUUUGUAUUUUAAGUGCUGAAGUGUGCUUCGUCUUGCAAUAAGAUUACAUUUAUUGCUGAACAUUCUUGAUUAAAAUGACAAGAAAUGCAAAAAUUAAUAAAACAUAUUUAACAUGGUUUAGGUUUUUGUAUUAAUUAUAAGCUUUAAGUUUAACUUGAUCUUGUUUUGAUGUCUUCAUGUUUCCUAACAUUUUUAUUGCUUGCUUUAAUUAAUAAAGAACAUAACAUUCCCAUUUGAAACUCCAACCAUUUUAUUUAUUAUGAUCAUCCAGACAUCUUUUAAAUAAUAAAUAUUUUUGCAGAAUAUU
This is a messenger RNA of Mya arenaria, 7558 nucleotides long. RefSeq lists its product as uncharacterized. The coding region runs from base 1051 to 5829 and encodes 1592 amino acids. The record is from RefSeq and is a predicted model, not a curated record. The transcript has 4 exons. NCBI's taxonomy places the organism in Eukaryota, Metazoa, Mollusca, Bivalvia, Myida, Myidae.